AUGCUCGUGCAUUAUACCGAUUACUACCGGGAGAUUCGCGAUCAACAACGAACGGAGGUCCUCAACACCUGGUCUCGAGCGACGGAGGGAAGUUUAACGUACGCGGCGCCAAAAGUGGAGGAAUCCAAACACGGGCUUCCCGCGGAGAUCACCAUCUGUUUUGACAACUCCUUCUCGUUGUUCUCCCCGAAGUGGGUGAGCUUCUCGAUUAUUAAGUAUGACGUAUUCGAGGUGGAUCCGAAUACGGUGCGUAAGGUGGACGUGGAAAUGGAGGAAACGCUGCACCACUACGGGAAGGUGAUGUUCAACCUGGUAAGGGAUGCCGACCGCAUUAAGAACCGCUCCACCACCUCCCUCAUCGGCAUCGGGCUGACGAUCAACAUUCUGGAGAUUUUAGCUCGUUCGAUAUUCCAAUAUAACGCGCUAACCCGCUUUAUGAAACGAAUGCAGCAGCAGUACUUGACCACUAAUUUGAGGGAAAUCGCUGAGUAA
Phytomonas sp. EM1 is the source of this 492-nucleotide messenger RNA. Lineage: Eukaryota; Euglenozoa; Kinetoplastea; Trypanosomatida; Trypanosomatidae. The record is from the annotation of a GenBank genome assembly.